UUUCCCUUAUCAUGAUUUACCAGGUCCACUCUGACCUUUGCCCCUGAGAGUGGAGUGGCGUGGUUGUGUUGAGGGAAAGGAAUUGCUGACAACGGUGUCUAAGUCUCAUGCGAGUAGCGACCAUGUCAUGAACUCAAAGAAAGUCGUUAUUAAUGGCGAUGACAACCACGACGACGACGACCGUCAUCGACGAGCGUGUUAAAGCCGCGAAUGUUUUCGCUUACUGAGAACCCUCACUCACAUGAUUGAUACAAAUUAUUGACCUGGCUUUAAAAACACUUGUGAUCGAGUUGGUGUUUUUUUUAUUCCUCAACUAAUUUAAUUCCUUUAGCGACGGUCGCACUCACAGUUUUUGGUGGACAUGUCUGUUGCUAAACACGCGCGACCUGACUUAGCAACUUAUCUUUCUCUUUCACACACAGUAUUUUUUCACGAGAGUCUUAUCAGUAAACUGUCAAACAAAGUUUCUUACUUGUAACCGUUUGGAGCAGGAAGUGUUGGUGGAUACAUCACAAGGUUAAGGCCGCCAUACUGGGGAAAGUGUUUUCUUGCGCCUGUCAGCGGGGAAUCAGGGAUGUGUUGACAUUUAACAGUGCAUGAACAUGGCGCUAGACGGCGCCUCGUGUGUGUCAGAGACAGUUUCUCUCAAGGAACUUGUCUCUAGGAACUGCCUUCCUGCUCUCGUGCGAUUGGAGGAAGGAAUUCGUGGUGACAUCGAGUCGCUGUCCUUGUCCAGCGGUGACGUCAUUGCUCUGGUGGCCUGCAGCGGCGCCGACAACGGCCAGGGAACCGUCCUCGCUCAUUACACGAGUGAAAGAAAAAUCUAUAACGGAGGAGCUUUCGAUACCUCAGAGAAAGACGUUUACCGCGCCCUGAUCUUACUUCCCUUGGUUAACCCUCAGUUGGCUUCCCUUGAGGUCUCCAUCUGCCAGGACUCGUACGGCAGUUUCAUCAACACCAGGUUUAACGGGUGCGAUUGGGUCGGAAGGGAGGAGGAAGUGCUCCGGGAAAAGGUUUCAGAUGCUGCAAGUCUGACAGCGAGAAGUGCAGGAGGCAGAGCAGACCGGUGGGUCGAAGUGGUGGUGGACACCAGCAUGGAGAAGCCAGUCGCGCCCCCUAGGGUCAACAGGGGUAGCAAACCAGUGAACGCGUUGAACCAAACGGACUCGGUGACGUCCCUAACGGAAACAAGCAGCCGUCAGCCUCAGUCCCCAACUACCAGGAAUACUGUGACAUCACCUGCGGCGCCGGCCAGGAUUCCGUUGACGUCACCUGUUGCGGCAGGAGCGCCACCCACGUCAUCAGCGAGUACCGGGAAACUGUCGUCUGCUGCGCUGGCAAAGGAUGCUGUGACGUCUUCAGGUCCUUGCGAAAGGCAGUCCGGAGCUGGACACCAAACGUUUUCAGAGAUGUCGUCUGCUGCAGUACCGAGGGUACCGAGGGUACCCAGGGUCGCGAGGUCUCACGUGGCCGUGGAUGCCAGGGUAGACCACAGCGGUAACCCUCCACACACACCUCUAGCAUCCAGAUCUCUCGUAGGUACAAACCAAACACUUCCACUCCGCCAGUCUCCUCCCACGCAGUCCGAGGACGCUGCAGUAACUGUGGCAACCAUGACAACACCAGCGCCAUCUACGAAUUUGAAGACGAUGUACCUGUCGACACCUGCCUGGGCUUCACUCUGGCAGCCGUGUACGGCGACGACGAAGAGUUUUGCAGCAGCGAACAGGGAAAUGGUUCCGUUAUCAGACUUCCUUGCAGGGAAACAAAGAAAUCCGGAUUUCAAAUGCGAAAACUGACGAAGGUAAUAACAGAGCAAGCUGCGAGGCUAAAGAAAUUAAAGAAAUUACCUGCUAAAGUGUCUCGCACCUUGAGGACUUUCUCCAGCAAAGAUGACCAACCCAAGCCGAC
Messenger RNA from Pomacea canaliculata, 1911 nucleotides. RefSeq names its product mucin-5AC-like. NCBI's taxonomy places the organism in Eukaryota, Metazoa, Mollusca, Gastropoda, Architaenioglossa, Ampullariidae. Bases 597 to 1799 code for a protein of 400 amino acids. The record is from RefSeq and is a predicted model, not a curated record. The transcript has 7 exons.